GGAGAAGGGAAGGUGGACAAACACUAGAGUAGAUUUGUAUCAGCAAGCACGUCAUGAUAAAUGUCAUUUAUAUCGACCAACCUUCGUCUCCGACUCUACCAGUCUUGUGGUGCUUCUUGACGAUAUAAUAAAUGUGGCUGACGGUCGAGCUGACGAACAAGGCGAGGAUGAACGCGAUUACGUAGUGGUGGUGAGCCCAAACGUUGAUAUAGAUGGCGUUGAGGAUUGCCAAGAGAGGGAAGCGCCAUCCAAUGCCGUCAAUGGUGAUUUGCUUGCCCGCGUCGGUGAAUUGGUAGAUGACAUAACCGAGCAACAAAAAGUGGAUGAACGACCAGAUGACAAAGGUCCAGCUUGCAGGGGUGAGAUACGUCUCCUUUGUAGACUUGUACACGUCGCCGGGUCCGGCAACCGCAUAAAUGUUGCUGCCGAGGAAAAGGAAGUAGACAAUGAUGUUGACAAUCUAGAGCCAAGAGCAAGGAAAAAUAAUGAGCGACUAGAUCCGAAUAUAGAGGUCACGAUUCGUGGAUCUCAUGGCUUGUUGCACGAUGAGGAGCGUGCCCCACUUGUCGGAAACUAG
Molecule: messenger RNA, 577 nt
Organism: Acaulospora colombiana
Lineage: Eukaryota; Fungi; Glomeromycota; Glomeromycetes; Diversisporales; Acaulosporaceae
Source: the annotation of a GenBank genome assembly